Molecule: messenger RNA, 1145 nt
Organism: Durusdinium trenchii
Lineage: Eukaryota; Dinophyceae; Suessiales; Symbiodiniaceae
Source: the annotation of a GenBank genome assembly
CAAGGAUUUGGCUCAGAGAAAUGAUGGGUCACAACAUCUUGAUAUCACGCAGAUGACGGUCUGCAGCACUCGGCCACUGCAAGUCGUGCAAUGGGCGAGGGAGUUGCCCAUCAAGAUGAGCCUGUGGUGAAGGUGGAGGAGUAUUUUCCUUUGGGGCCAUUGUCCACCACGUCUCAGAGCUUCCUGCGGCUGCACGGAGCGGGAGAAGAGCUCUUCGUGAUGAGGUGCCAAGGUGAUGCCAAGCUCAUGCGCAAAGCUCGCUGGAAUGAAUAUUUCCAGGCACAGGAAGUUUGGGGUGUGAAGCUUUGGAGCAGCUCCAAGCGUUUCAAGCUGUCAGAGCUUCGCUCUUUGACGGGUCAUGGCAAAGCCUUCGUGCCACUGGAGCAGAGCCCAAGAGUGACCCGUGUUGAGGAGCACUGCCGUCAUGCAAAUGUCGGUGUAUGGGGGUGGAUAUUUCGCUUGAAGCAUUCGGUUCUGGCUGGACCUCAGCUGUGCGGCUGAAAUCAGGAGAAGAGGAGGACCUUCUCUAUUUGGACAAAAAUGCAGAUGUUGGAGUCAGCUGGAGAAAAGCAGGGCCAUUUGAACGUUUCCCAGAGGCACCUAGAAAUGGCUAUGGCUUUGAUGUGGAUGUUUCAUUGCAGGAUGUUUGGGAUGCUGCUGUGACCACGCACGCGUUUCACGAGACACAAGAAGUUUCCAACUGUCAGCACUUUGUGCGAGAGAGCUUGGAAGAGCUUUCCUGCAGGGGGCAUCUACAAGCUGAAGGCCCCAUGACACUGCGCAACCAGAGUGUUGCUGACGGCCUGCACUACUUGGGUUAUUUGGAUGAACAGCGGAAGGCACUCAGCUCGAGCCCCGUGCAACUUCAACGACUCUGGGCCUCUGUCAUGAGUUGGAACUGCAAGCUCAGCAUGGCUCGCUGGGGGAGCUCCUGGGCCGAAUGCUUCUAUUUGAAGCCCGUGUGCUGGUGCGACAUCGAAAAUUACACUUGUGCCACAUGCUGUGAAGUGAAGUCAGAUUUCCUUUUCUCUUGAGAGAAGACCAUGCACUGACCUUCCAUGCAUGCAUGUGUUUGGGUGAAGCGAUCUGUUUGUUGAACCGCUUGCCGUGUCACCGCCGCAAUUUAUUGGUGUCCCAGACCAUGC